Molecule: messenger RNA, 1503 nt
Organism: Aspergillus puulaauensis
Lineage: Eukaryota; Fungi; Ascomycota; Eurotiomycetes; Eurotiales; Aspergillaceae
Gene: CYB2
Product: L-lactate dehydrogenase (cytochrome)
Exons: 3
Coding region: 1-1503 (500 amino acids)
Biological process (GO): lactate metabolic process
Molecular function (GO): L-lactate dehydrogenase (cytochrome) activity; heme binding
Source: RefSeq, a predicted model, not a curated record
AUGACGGAUAAGAAGUUAACGGGUGCUGCUGUCGCCGAGCACAACUCCAAGGAUUCUUGCUGGGUUAUUGUUCAUGGAAAGGCAUACGACGUGACCGAGUUCUUGCCAGAACAUCCUGGUGGCCAGAAAAUUAUUCUCAAGUACGCCGGUAAAGAUGCGACCGAGGAAUUCGAACCCAUUCACCCGCCAGACACUCUCGACAAGUACCUCGACUCCUCGAAACACCUCGGAGAAGUCGACAUGGCGACUGUCGAGCAGGAAGAGAAGGCCCAUGACCCCGAGGAAGCCGCCCGUGAGGAGCGGAUCCAGCGCAUGCCGUCUCUGCAGGCAUGCUACAACCUGCUGGACUUUGAGACGGUCGCGCGAAGCGUCAUGAAGAAGACCGCAUGGGCUUAUUACUCCAGCGGUGCGGAUGAUGAAAUUACUAUGCGCGAGAACCACUCCGCCUUCCACAAGAUCUGGUUCCGACCACGGAUUUUGGUCGAUGUCGAGAACGUCGAUUUCUCCACGAAGAUGCUUGGGACGAAGACCUCGAUUCCUUUCUAUGUCACUGCGACCGCCCUGGGCAAACUGGGUAACCCGGAGGGUGAGGUUGUUCUCACUCGCGCAGCACACGAUCAUGAUGUCAUUCAGAUGAUCCCGACCUUGGCAUCUUGCUCCUUCGAUGAGAUUAUUGAUGCUCGGCGGGGCGAGCAGGUGCAGUGGUUGCAAUUAUACGUGAACAAGGAUCGCUCGAUCACCAAGCGGAUUAUCGAGCACGCCGAGGCCCGCGGAUGCAAGGGUCUCUUCAUCACUGUCGACGCCCCUCAACUCGGCCGCCGAGAGAAGGAUAUGCGAUCAAAAUUCUCCGACGUUGGCUCUAAUGUGCAGUCAUCAGGAGGAGACUCAGUGGACCGCUCCCAAGGCGCAGCGCGCGCGAUCUCGUCCUUCAUCGACCCAUCGCUCUCAUGGAAGGACAUUCCCUGGUUCCAGUCCGUGACCAAAAUGCCCAUUGUUCUCAAGGGUGUACAGUGCGUAGAAGAUGUGCUCCGUGCUGUCGAGGCGGGCGUGCAAGGUGUCGUUCUGUCCAACCAUGGUGGACGCCAGCUUGAUACUGCACCAUCGGGUGUCGAAGUUCUGGCCCAGGUCAUGCCAAUCCUGCGGGAACGCGGAUGGGAGGACAAGAUUGAAAUCUUCAUCGACGGCGGUAUCCGUCGUGCGACGGAUAUCCUGAAGGCGAUAUGCCUUGGUGCCAAGGGUGUUGGUAUUGGGCGGCCUUUCUUGUAUGCCAUGUCGGCAUACGGCCAGCCUGGUGUGGACCGAGCUAUGCAGCUCCUGAAGGAUGAACUUGAAAUGAACAUGCGUUUGAUAGGUGCUCAGACAGUCGAGGACCUAAACCCCAGCAUGGUUGAUGUGCGUGGUUUGGUGGGUGGGCACAGUGCAACUGUGCCGUCGGACACGCUGAGUCUGGGGGCGUACGACCCUCUCCAGGCACCUCGGUUCAGCGAGAAAGCCAAGCUAUAG